Molecule: messenger RNA, 713 nt
Organism: Mytilus trossulus (common blue mussel)
Lineage: Eukaryota; Metazoa; Mollusca; Bivalvia; Mytilida; Mytilidae
Exons: 3
Coding region: 152-664 (170 amino acids)
Cellular component (GO): membrane
Source: RefSeq, a predicted model, not a curated record
CGUCAUCGUGCAUUUACUUACUAUAAAACGACGGAUAGAAAAUUUGAAAUAUCACUUAUAAAUACCAUUGCGAACAUAAUUUUAUAAAACCACAUUAUAUGUGUUGCCGUUUGAAAUUUGAAAGUUUGAACACUACACACACUGAUAUUUCAUGAUGUCUACCUUUCCACCGAUGGUUAUUGGGGGAGUUGCUAUUACCACUUUAUCAUUCCUGCUGCAUAUAAUAGCAUUCUCAACAACAUAUUGGUAUACAUUUGGAGAUGUUAUUCAUAUGGGAUUAUGGAAAUCAUGUUACCAAUCAAAAGGUGUAGAAGCGUGUUCUUAUUAUACAGAAUUACCAGUAAGUGAUGCCCAUAUGAUAGCUGCCGAAGUUCUUGAAAGUCUGGCACUGGUAGCAUUUGUUGUAGCUGUGACAUGUGCUUUCCUUAAGAUUUUUGUACUCAAGGAAAAGGGAAAUAUGUUUGCUAUCACAGGUGUAUUUAACUUAAUUGCAGGUGGAUUUGCCUUGAUCGGAACAAUAGUAUUUGCAACAUACUCUUAUGGAAACAUAACGUUGGAUUCUUCAAAGUUCCACUAUUCCUUUGGGCUAUGUAUUGUAGGUGGAAUAGGAGGGAUUUUUGCAGGCAUUGUUUUCAUCUUAGCAUGGCGAUGGAUGAGGAACUAACGACGACAGCUGUCAUUGUGUUCAUCCUAGCAUGACAAUAUGUGAAAGA